Molecule: messenger RNA, 1344 nt
Organism: Ogataea parapolymorpha DL-1
Lineage: Eukaryota; Fungi; Ascomycota; Pichiomycetes; Pichiales; Pichiaceae
Exons: 1
Coding region: 1-1344 (447 amino acids)
Source: RefSeq, a predicted model, not a curated record
AUGAAAGCCACAAUCUUGAGUUCGCUACUGCUUGCUUUGGGCAGCUUCGCACUGCCUGUUCCGAAGAAGGGCUACCACGACGUUGAGACUGCUGCCCGUGUCGCCAGAACAUUGGUCAACAGAGAAUCAUUAGCAAAUCUGGCCACUAUCCAAAAAAAGGAUGGCGUCCCUGUUUCGUUCAUGGAAUAUUAUGCUGAUUGCCAGGACGACGGCGAGCCAAUUUUCUUGCUCGUCAACAUCUCCUCGAGCCAGAGGAAUAUCGAUGAGGGUUCUAAAGUCUCUGUCUCCAUCAGAGUCGGAGACCACCCAAUCAACGAUCACGUUAAUCCACACUACAUUGGAGGCAGAGUUCGUUCUGCUGCCGGCUCUCCACGCGUCAACUUGAAAGGUUCAUUUGUCCCUGUCGCCGGCUCUCCAGAAUUGGAUGCUUGUUUCGCUCUCAGACACCACGAUGCUCCAGCUUGGUACCCUGGCUCCCCUGUUCACUCCACCUUCUGGGCCAAGUUCCACGUCGAGGAAGUUUACAUCAUUGGUGGCUUUGGAGACGCAGCCUACAUUGGCGAGAUUCCCGCUGAUUUGUACUUGAAUGCCACUACCUUCGACGACGAGGAGCUUUCUGAGGAGCUCUCUUCGAUUAUUGAGCUCCCAGAACAGGAAAAUACCUACCUCACGCGCAUCGUGAAGGCCUUCUCCCGUUUCUUCGGUCUUCAGGAGAAUGAGGACGAAGAGCAGGAGGGAUGCGACUUUGAAGAGGAAAAGGAAUUCGACAUCCAAGAGGAGGAGGAUCAGGAGGAGGAGGAAGACUGCGACUUCGAGGACGAAGACGAUGAGGAAGAUGGUGAAGAUGAAGAUGACGAAGACGACGAAAACGAUGAGGAAGAUGAGGACGAUGAGGACGACGAAGACGAUGAGGAAUGGAAGCAACUCGCAAGGGACCAGAAGAAGUUCUGGAAACAUUACGGCAAGGAGCAGAAGAAGUAUUGGAAGUCUCACGGCGACGAGCCUGAACAGCCAGAGGACCCUGAAUGCGAAGAAGUGGCUGAGGUUGAAGACCCUGACUACUGGAAGAAGCACGGCAAAGACCAAAAGAAGUUCUGGAAGCAUUACGGAAAAGAGCAGAAAAAACACUGGAAGUCUCAUGGCGAUCAGCCUGAGGACCCUGAGAACCCUGAGGACGCCGAAGUUGAAGUGAUGACAGAAGUCGACGACCCUGAUUACUGGAAGCACUAUGGAAAGGACCAAAAAAAGUACUGGAAACAUUAUGGAAAGGAGCAGAAGAAAUACUGGAAGUCCCACGGUAAGGAUGAUGACGGGGAGCAGCAGGUGAUAUUUGUUGACUAUUGA